This is a messenger RNA of Phanerochaete carnosa HHB-10118-sp, 1158 nucleotides long. RefSeq lists its product as uncharacterized. Gene Ontology annotation, biological process: proteolysis. The record is from RefSeq and is a predicted model, not a curated record. NCBI's taxonomy places the organism in Eukaryota, Fungi, Basidiomycota, Agaricomycetes, Polyporales, Phanerochaetaceae. The coding region runs from base 211 to 1092 and encodes 293 amino acids. Gene Ontology annotation, molecular function: aspartic-type endopeptidase activity. The transcript is spliced from 10 exons.
ACCAGGCUGCUGCUUCUACCUUCCCGUUGGAUGCCACCAACCAAGCGACUUUCUAUACCGCUGAGGUCCUGGUGGGCAGUUCUGCCAAGAUGUUCAACUUAAUUAUCGAUACCGGAAGCUCCAACACCUGGGCUGGCGCUGAUCCCUUAGGAAAUCCUUUCGUCGAUUCGAGCACAACGAAAGAGACGGGCGAGCUGCUAGAAGUCACCUAUGGAUCCGGCUUUGUCGUUGGUGAGAUUCGCAUGCCAGAAGUUGUCACCUUUGUCUGACGCUUUGUCAGGCCGUCUGGUUGAGGACCAGGUUGCUCUGGGGAACCUCACCAUCUCGAACCAGGGAAUCGGCGCAGCUCUUUUGUCUGAAGGUUUCGAUGGCGUCGACGGCAUCCUCGGAAUUGGCCCCACAGAUCUGACGCAGGACACGACCACUGGUCUCGGCACGGUCCCCACCGUUACCGACAACGCAUUUUCGCAGGGACUCAUCACCUCCAAGGAAGUCGGCAUCUCUUUUACGCCGAGCAACCAGACCACUGCCACGAAUGGGGAGCUCACUUUCGGGGGCAUCGACUCUAGCAAGUUUGUCGGCGAGAUCACCUUCGUCCCGAUCACGACCACGUCUCCAUCUAGCGAGUUCGUUGGAAUCGACCAGAGCAUUACCUACGGCACUGCCAACAUGCCCGUUCUGGAACAGACUGCCGGUAUCGCCGACACGGGCACCACUCUCAUCAUGAUCGCGUCCGAUGCAUUUGCGACGUACGAGGGGCUCACUGGUGGUGUGAUGGACGAGACAACUGGCCUGCUGAUGAUCACUCCCACGCAGUUUGCCAACCUUCAGAGUUUGUUCUUCAACAUUGGCGGCACUGCCUUCGAGCUCACGCCUAAUGCUCAGAUCUUCCCCCGCGCCCUGAACACUGCGAUUGGCGGUUCUGCCGACGACAUCUUCUUGAUCGUCGGUAACCUUGGUACCGAGUCUGGCUCGGGCAUGGACUUCAUCAACGGCUUUGCCUUUCUCGAGCGGUUCUUUUUCGUUUGGGACUCAAGCACUCCGCGUGCCGGCUUUGCGCAGACUCCGUUCACGUUCACUGAGACGAACUAGGCGGGGUAAUUUGUGGUAUCAGCUUCAGGCUGGAGCUCAAAUCUUGCCAUGUACGGUACCCUAACU